Messenger RNA from Amyelois transitella, 3636 nucleotides. RefSeq lists its product as uncharacterized. The record is from RefSeq and is a predicted model, not a curated record. Lineage: Eukaryota; Metazoa; Arthropoda; Insecta; Lepidoptera; Pyralidae. The transcript is spliced from 2 exons. The coding region runs from base 1 to 3636 and encodes 1211 amino acids.
AUGGAGGCCCUUUUACUGAAGCAAGAUGAUAUUUACGAGAGAUUAUUUAAAGCAUAUUCUACGUACAGAAAAUCACCCAAGGAGCGCAUAUCCGUAUCAUAUAUUGAGUCCAAAAUGGAAAAUUUAGAAAAACUGUUUAGUAACUUUGACAAUAUUCAUUUUCAAAUUGUAUCAAAUGUUAACAAAGAGAAGAGAGAACAGUUAGAAUAUUUUAACAAAGAUAUGUAUGGAAGAUUUGAGGAAACAUAUACAGAUUAUAAGACGAGAAUGAAGGACGAUUUAAGGAAAUUCAAUACGUCAGGUCCUGGAAAAUCGUGUUCAGAGAAAAUGGAGGUGAAGUGUGAAGCGAAGUUGCCGCAGAUUCAGUUACCGAAAUUUUCUGGAUCCUACGAAGAAUGGCAGGCAUUUUAUGAUAUGUUUCAAUCUUUGAUUCAUCAGAAUAGUAACUUAAGUGCGGUGCAGAAGCUACAUUAUCUAAAGAGUAGUUUGUCUGGGGAACCUGAAAAUUUGUUAAAGAACUUGUCAACUACAGAUAUCAAUUAUGAAGAAGCGUGGAAACAGUUGACACGGCGAUAUAAUAAUAAGCGAUUUAAUUGUAAUGAAAUUCUUAAGCGCUUGUUUUCUCAGAGAAAUUUGUCAAUUGAGUCUGCAUCCUCGAUCAAACAGUUACUUGAUACGACUUCAGCCUGCUUGAAAUCACUUCAGAAUAUGAGUAUAAAUAUUGAUUCUUGGGAUCCAAUGAUAAACCAUUUGGUGGUUUCGAAACUUGAUAUAGAGUCACGCAAGCUUUGGGAGUUACAGAUUAGUCAAACUGAGUCAGAAGAUUUGCCAAAUUGGAGUCAGCUUGUUAAGUUUUUGGAGAUGCGUUUCCGUACCCUUGAGAUGAUUGAUACUGGUGGUAAACAAAAACCUGCUUUCAACAGUCCUACGAACAAAGUCGCACCUAAGCAAAAGUCAUUUCAUGCAACAGUCCAAGAAGAGAAAAAGAAGAUUGCAUGUGUAAUGUGUCCGAACCAUCACUUGCUUUAUGUAUGCCCACAAUUUUUGAGCCAGUCUCCUCAAGAGAGAUCAGAGUUUGUACAAUCCAAGAGACUGUGUUUCAAUUGUUUUUCAUCGAAUCAUUCUGUAAAGAAUUGUCGUCAGCCUACGAGUUGUCGCCGAUGUGGGCGCAGACAUCACACCCUGCUGCAUUUUGACCGGAGUCAAUUACCAGAGUCAUCCCCGGCUACCACAAGUGCUGAGAAUCCCGUGCCGGCGGAACCAAGUGCAUCAGGCAUUCAAACGGAGACAAGAGUUACAUCCCACUUUGUGCAAGGAAGAGAUAGUGAAGUUUUAUUAGCUACCGCUAGAGUUAAGGCUGUAACAUGUAACGGGUUGUCUAAGGUUUUGCGUGCUCUGAUCGACCAAGGGUCAGAAGCUUCAUUUGUAACUGAGGCUACUGUCCAAUCUUUAGGCCUUAAGAAAAAACCUGUGAAUGGUCUUAUAUCUGGUGUAGGAGAGGGAGAAACACGAACAAAAGGUAUGGUUUCUUUAGAGCUAGAGUCCCUUCAUAAUCCCGAGUUUUCUAUUAAAGUAGAUGCCUUUGUUUUGAGUAGUCUUACGUCUUUCCUUCCUACAAAUAAGACUUAUAUUAAAGAUUGGCCUGAGUUUGAGUCGUUGUCCCUUGCCGAUCCUUAUUAUGGGUCACCUGAGAAAAUUGAUCUUCUUUUAGGAGUCGAAGUCCAUAGCGAGAUUAUUGUGAAUGGCUUGUUAAAACAUCCACAUAAACGAGGUCCUAUUGCUCAAAAUACGCAAUUUGGAUGGGUUUUGACAGGUCGUGUCAGUAGUGGUAUUUCUUCAUCUAAGCGAUUGAUUUCUCUUCAUAUUAGAGUUAAAGAGGAUGAACUUUUACAAAAGUUUUGGGAAAUAGAGAGAGAGCCCGAUUCUUUAGUUAAGAAAAUGAGUAGAGAAGAAAUUAAAUGCGAAGAGAUUUAUGAAAGUAGUACAGAGAGAAAUGAGAAUGGCCGUUAUAAAGUACGUCUUCCAUUCAGAGAUCCAGAUCCAGAUUGCUUUUACGGUCAGUCAAAGAACAUAGCACUUCGUAGAUUAAAUUUUUUGGAGAAGAAGUUAAGUAGAAAUCCUUCUUUAUAUGAGGAGUAUAGAAACGUUUUGCAGGAUUACAUUGAUCAAAAUCAUAUGGAAGAGAUCACAGAUGUGGAAGAAAUAAAUAAUGAACGAGUUGUUUAUCUUCCCCAUCACGCCGUUGUUAGACUAGACAAGGAAACAAGCAAAGUAAGAGUAGUUUUUGACGCGUCGUGUAAAGGGACUAAUAAUGUCUCUCUAAACGACUGCCUGUUAGUGGGUCCAAAACUUCAACAGGAUUUACGACAUAUUCUCAUGAGGUGGAGACGUCAUCCGUUCUGUCUAGUUGCUGACCUUGUGCAAAUGUACAGACAGAUCCUUGUGCAUGAGAAGGACACCGAUUGUCAGAGGAUCUUAUGGAGAUCUGAACCAAACCAGCCUUUAAAACAUUAUAGAAUGUUGAGACUUACUUUUGGGACGGCGUGUGCUCCAUAUUUGGCAGUGAAGUCAUUGCACCAGUUAGCCAAAGAUGAGUAUGAUAGAAACCCUUUAGCAGCAUCUAUUACUUUAACAGAUUUUUAUAUGGAUGAUCUUUUAAGUGGAUCAGAAACUGAGAGUGACAUUAUAAAAAUUUAUGAACAAAUGAAUAAGUUAAUGGGUGCUGGAGGAUUUUGUCUGAGAAAAUGGUGCAGUAACAGUGAGAGGUUGUUGAAUCACAUCAGUGAACACAGAGGAUCUGAACAACAUUUGAUAUUAAAGUCAGAUAGUGCUGUCAAAAUUCUAGGUAUUUGUUGGAAUAAGAAUACAGAUAAUUUUGAGUACACUUAUUUGUUGCCAGAUGAUGGAGAAUCUCAAGAGAAUGUCACCAAAAGAAAGGUUUUAUCAGAAAUUGCAAGGCUAUAUGAUCCGUUAGGGUGGAUCUCACCUGUGAUAGUCAAGGCUAAGAUUUUUAUCCAGAAACUCUGGAAAUGUAGAUUAGAGUGGGAUCAAGUUUUGACGUCGGAACUAUUGCUAGAGUGGAAUUCGUACAGAAAAGAUUUGCUGAAUGUGAAGGAUAUCGUAAUUCCUCGAUGGCUAAAUACAAGAAGAGAGGAUCAUGUUGAAUUACAUGUUUUUGUUGAUGCAUCGCAAGCUGCUUAUGCUGCUGUGGUAUUCUUGAGAACCAAGGAUAAGUCCAAUAAUAUUCAUGUGAAUAUUGUAACUGCAAAAACUAAGGUUGCACCUGUAGAAAAGGAGAUAUCUAUUCCACGAAUGGAGUUAUGUGCCGCAGUUCUUGGUGCUAAAUUAGUUUAUGAAGUCUCCCAGAUAUUGCAAAUUCCUAAAGAGCAAAUCUUCGCGUGGUCUGAUUCAAUGGUUGUACUAGCCUGGUUAAGAGGAGAUCCGAGCCGUUGGACGACAUUUGUGAGCAACCGUGUAUCAGAAAUUUUAACUAUCUUGGAUUUCUCUCAGUGGAAUCACGUGAGAACUGAUUUUAAUCCUGCAGAUUGUGGGUCGAGAGGCAUGCCAUGUUCAGAGGCUUCAAAGGUGGAAGCUUACUCAAAAAAUGGUAACGGACUUUUGGAAGCGAUGGUCUAA